Lates calcarifer (barramundi perch) is the source of this 945-nucleotide messenger RNA. RefSeq names its product olfactory receptor 146-like. Gene Ontology annotation, cellular component: membrane. The record is from RefSeq and is a predicted model, not a curated record. The transcript has a single exon. The coding region runs from base 4 to 945 and encodes 313 amino acids. Gene Ontology annotation, biological process: G protein-coupled receptor signaling pathway. NCBI's taxonomy places the organism in Eukaryota, Metazoa, Chordata, Actinopteri, Centropomidae. Gene Ontology annotation, molecular function: olfactory receptor activity; G protein-coupled receptor activity.
UUGAUGGAAAACUACACCUACAACAGCCCCACAAUCCAGCUGGAGGGGUUAAAUGUCUCAAAAGAAUUUAUCCACCCACUCUUUCUCUUACUCUUUUUCUCCUAUUUGUUUAUAAUGGUAGCAAAUGUUGGCAUUGCUGUUCUUAUUUUCAUGGACAAAAACCUUCACCAGCCUAUGUAUCUACUUUUUUGCAACUUGUCAGUCAAUGACCUUCUUGGAAACUCUAUCAUGGUGCCACGUUUGCUUGUAGACAUGUUGCGUCCUCCCUCUGAACGCCUCAUCAGUUAUUAUGAAUGUGUGGUCCAAGCUUUCACCACACACAUGUUCAGUACGACUUCCCACACAGUGCUCAUGAUUAUGGCCUUUGACAGAUAUGUGGCCAUCUGCAAUCCACUGCGUUAUUCUGCCAUAAUGACCAACAACAUGUUAAUGAAGCUGACAGUUUCUGCCUGGGGAGUGGGUCUGUUGUUGGUAGGAACACUACUUGGUCUGACCCUACGGCUGAACCGAUGCAGGACUCUGAUCAGAAGUCCUUAUUGUGACAAUGCUGCCCUGUUUAAGCUCUCCUGUGAGAGUGUCCUUAUCAAUAACAUCUAUGGCCUCACUUUCACUGUAGUCCUGUUGACAGGGUCCAUAGGCAGCAUGGUCCUCACCUAUACUAAGAUUACAGUAGUCUGUCUGACCAGUAAGAACAAGUCUUUGAACAGUAAAGCCUUAAAGACCUGUAGCACUCAUCUGGUUGUUUAUCUGAUCAUGUUUCUCAGUGGAAUGGCUAUCAUUAUUCUGCAUCGCUUCCCUCAGUACUCAGACAGCAGACAAUUUGUUGCUAUUCUGUAUCAUAUCAUCCCUGGCAGCCUCAAUCCCAUUAUUUAUGGCAUACAGUCUAAAGAGAUACAAAGGUUUUUGUCUAGCUUGUUUGAGUCUAAAAGGAUUUUGCCAUCAUAA